This is a messenger RNA of Trypanosoma theileri, 1968 nucleotides long. Its product is annotated as putative intraflagellar transport protein component. The transcript has a single exon. The record is from RefSeq and is a predicted model, not a curated record. Gene Ontology annotation, cellular component: cilium; intraciliary transport particle B; centriole. Bases 1 to 1968 code for a protein of 655 amino acids. Gene Ontology annotation, biological process: intraciliary transport; cilium assembly. NCBI's taxonomy places the organism in Eukaryota, Euglenozoa, Kinetoplastea, Trypanosomatida, Trypanosomatidae.
AUGUCAGAUCACCUCAAUGGCACAGCAAAUGGAGCCGAUGGAAAUACUCUCAAUGGGCACACAACAGCUGCAGCAGCGAAAGAUCCUCCGCCAAGAAUUUUAUUCAAUGUCUGUCGAAAAGAGUUGUAUCACCCUAACAAGGGUUACAAACAAUUGGCACGACGACUACGUCAGGUAAGUACUGUUGAUAUGAAUAAAGAGGAUGUUACCAUUGAACGUCUUCUUCCAUAUGAUAUUGUUGUAUUUGCUGCCCCUCAAGAAAAGUUAAGUGAAGAAGAUCUUGCUGCUAUUCGAGAAUAUGUAGAGCAUGGUGGAUCUGUUAUUAUGUUAUUUGGUGAUGGUCAUGGUGGUCGCUACUCCUACUUGAACCAAACAUUAGAAGAAUGGACAGGUGUUACCCUUAAUGAAGAUUGUGUUGUACGAACAGUUAUGAAUAAGUAUUUACAUCCUAAAGAGGUGUGCGUGGCAAAUGGAGUAACAAAUCGUGCUAUUAAUAAAGCCGCUGGUAAGAAUGUUAUUGGUGCACCUGGUUAUCAAGGAGAACGUACAGGUAUUAAUGCAGGAGCUUCUGUUUUUGGGGAUCGUUCUGUUCCAUUAACAUUAAAUCGUACAGUUGCUGCUGGAGGAUUGGGAGUUGCUACAAUGAAUCCUGCGGCAAUGUCUAUUCAACAGCAAAUAGCAGAAGAAGCAGCGGUAGAAGGACCGACAAGUCUUGUAUUUGUUUACCCACAUGGUUUAAGCUUUAAUGUGAAUCGUCCUGGUGUACCAAUUCUUAGCAGUGGGUUUAUGGCAUAUCCGCUCAAUCGUCCCAUCACCGCCGUAUGGGAAAGUAAUGAAGUGGUAGAGCACAACAACAGAAAAAAACAAGGUAAACUUUUACUUAUUGGAAGUGCUCUUGUAAUGGAAGAUAGUUGGUUUGGAAAGGAAGAAAAUGAGUUAUUAUCAACAGUUCUCUUUGAUUAUAUGAAUCAUAAAGUGAAACUUAAUCAAAUUGACGCUGAUGAACCAGAUAUAACAGAUUAUAACUAUGUUCCUGAUAUCGCUUCUCUCUCUGAACGUUUACGUGUGGCAGUGGAACAACAAGAGGAACUCCCUCGAGACUUUACUAAACUCUUUCAAAUGGAAACAUUUAAACUUGAUACUGAUAUUAUACCAGAAGUUAUUGAAGCGUAUCAAAAACUAAAUGUAAAGCAAGAACCCUUAACGCUUAUUCCUCCUGAAUUUCUUACACCUUUGCCACCUGUUAAACCAGCAGUGUUUGAACCUACACAUCGUGAUCCUAUGCCUCCAGCACUAGAUCUUUUUGAUUUGGAUGAAGAAUUUGCACCAGAGAGGGUACGACUCAGUCAGUUAACGAAUAAAUGUAAACCUGAUGAUGUCCAGUUUUACAUUUUACAAGGUGCAGAGAUUCUUGGGGUAACGAAGAAACUUCGAAGUCCACGUAAUCGUGACCCUCGUGCAUUAUUGGAUUACGUUUUCCGUCAAGUGGUGCAAUACAAAAAAGUGAAUGCGGAAGGUCCUCGUGCCUCUUACAAUGCCGGUAUGGACAGUUACGCUGCAGACACUAAUGCUGCUGCUGCCGCUGCUGCUGGUAGUAUGACACGCGUUAUUCGUGUUUCCACUAAUGCCGAUGGAAAUAGAGAUGCCACACCUUUUGAUGAAAAUGUGCCGUGGACUCUACAACUUCAGGCUGAUUUUGGAAGUGGGAGCAUCACAGGGAAACUUACACUUCAUGAGUCUUCUUCACGCUUUCCAGCACAGGAAGCUCCAUUGGAGGGAACCAUUAAACCCCCUGGGGAACGUGAAUAUCCAAUGGAGUGGGGUGUACUUCUUCAGGGCUCAAAUUUAGAGCAAACCUUUUUCGUCUUUCUCGCCAUGUUGCAGGGGAACUCACUGCGAGGUGUCUGCGAAGUUGCUGGGGGAAAUGGUAAUACACGCAAUUUUGUGUACGCAAUUGAAGAACUGUAG